Messenger RNA from Funneliformis geosporum, 957 nucleotides. The record is from the annotation of a GenBank genome assembly. NCBI's taxonomy places the organism in Eukaryota, Fungi, Glomeromycota, Glomeromycetes, Glomerales, Glomeraceae.
AUGAGUAAAUUUUUUUCUCUUAAACCAAAUAAAGUAAAAGAACUAGUAGAAGCAGCUAAACCAGUAGUAACAAUUUUUUCAGCAAUUAUCAGUCUGGAAAAAAAAAUUGAAGAAAAAGAAAGGAAUAUAAAAAAUAAGAAAAUAGUCGCCGAGGAUAUUAAAAAGCUAAAAACUGAACUGAAAAAGAAAAAGAAAGAAUUAGAAAAAAUGGGUAAAAAAAAGGUCAUUGAGAAUAGCAAAGCCAUCCGCUUUCUCAUGGAUUACAAUAAAAAUUUUGUUAAAUAUCUUGCCAAGGGUUAUUCUUCUUUUAAUAAAAAAAUUGAUCCUGAGGAACUAGUCUCCGAGGGCAUUUCUUCUUUACCAAAAGCAAUUGAAAAGUUCAACCCAGACUGCGGCAGCACUCUUCCUACCUAUUCCGGCAGUGAAAACAAAGAAAAAAAAAAUGUAGUUUAUUAUGACAAUAGUUAUCAAAAUGAUGACAAGGAAAAUAAAUCUUAUUCAUUACUAGAAACUUUGCAUGAUGAGGAAAAUGUCGAACUGACUGCUGAACAAAUUCGCCACCGAGAUGCUGUAAUUCAGACUAACCAUCUAAUCAAUACCUUGGAAGACCGAGAAGCGAUUUUGCUAAUCCGUCUCCUUUCCGGAGUAAAACCCUCCAAUUUACUAGACAUUUAUUAUUUAGCCACCGAAGAAGAAAAAGGAGAAUUAAAAAAAAAAAUGAAAUUGGGUAACAAAUUUAAUCCAGAAUUGUUGCAAAAAAACUCACUGGAAGAGAAAAAAUUUCAAAAUUUACCUCUGGUGAAAAAAUAUUUAUCCUUGUUUGCCAAAAGUUAUAAUUUUUCGGAAGCUAGCAAAACGCUUGGUAAGUCAGAAAAUAUGGCACGCCGAUUAAAGCAAGAAAGUUUCAAAAAAUUACAAAAACUAGCUAAGGAAAGAAAUCUCAAUUUAUUGAUUUAA